This is a messenger RNA of Cloeon dipterum, 1367 nucleotides long. RefSeq names its product tetratricopeptide repeat protein 19 homolog, mitochondrial-like. NCBI's taxonomy places the organism in Eukaryota, Metazoa, Arthropoda, Insecta, Ephemeroptera, Baetidae. Gene Ontology annotation, molecular function: protein binding. The record is from RefSeq and is a predicted model, not a curated record. The coding region runs from base 95 to 1183 and encodes 362 amino acids. Gene Ontology annotation, biological process: mitochondrial respiratory chain complex III assembly. Gene Ontology annotation, cellular component: mitochondrial inner membrane. The transcript has 3 exons.
GUAAACAAGACGAGCUCCACCGACGAUAAGAGCUCUGUCUGGUUCAGUCCAGCUCUAGUUUUAAUAAUUAUAAAUUUAAAACAUCUACCUCACAAUGAAUUGGUCCAGGUUGUGCUCUGCUUUAUGGAGCAAAUCUCUCAGGUUUAUUUUGACACCUGUCACCACGCAAAUCUCGAGGACCGCCGUGCAACGGCUGUCACCUUCCUCCUGGUCUAGACGUUUUUGCUCAUUCUCGUCACCAAAGCAAUUUCACAAUCAAAAUUACAGUAAAUUUAUUCUAAUCUCUGGCGUAAUGUCAUUUUUGGGAUUGGAAAAAGAGAAAGAGGAGAAAGAUGAUGAGCUGAUAAUGACUCUAAAAAGAUCCGUCCUUUUAAUGCAGCAAGGGGACCUGGCCAAAGCUGAACAAAUGCUACACUUGGCUCUGCGCUUGGCCCAGGAAAGGAUGUCCGUGGAUGGAAUUACUUACACAUAUGACCUGAUGGCGAAUUUGGCGCUGGAGAGGGGUGAACUGGCGAAGGCAGAAAAGCUAUUCCUGACUGUGAUGAAUAGGCUUCUAGUCGCUGGAGCUCAAGAGAAUGACAACAAAAUCUUACAUAUGAGUAUCAAGCUGGCAAACAUCUUUGCCGACGGAUUUUUUGAAGGGAAAGAUGCAAGCAAGGCUCAGGAGCUGUGCUCCAAAGCACAUAAUGGAUAUGAUUUUUGCAAAGAGAGGCUGCAGAAGAAAAUUGACUCUGGUGACAACGACAGCGACACGUAUCUGCUGCUCAGUUUGGCCUAUGAGGGUGAAGGACGAUUGUAUGCAGGACAAGAGAUGCUGCCUAAAGCCCGGCUAAGCUAUGAAAAAGCACUCGAGUGGAGCAAAAGAGGCAAAGACACCGACGAGCGGAUGUCAUCACUUCUUGGCUACCUCGGCUACAUAAGCGGCAUGCAAGCUGAAAUUCCUGCUGCUAUGCAUUACCUGGAGGAGGCGAUCGCGAUUGCCAGGAAAAACAAUGGUGAACAAUUGCAAUCAAUGCUUGUUAAUUUGGGUAUGCUUAAAUUAUACAAUGGAGCUCUGGCUGAAGCUAGAAACAGUUGCAAAGAGGGCUUUAAUUUAUCCCGACAGGCCAAAGACUCUGAAACGGAAAAUGAAGCUGUUCGGUGUUUAGAAGAAGUUAAUGUAGCUUUUAAAAAUAAAAAAUAAGUAGCGUUUUCAUUGAGAUAAUAUGUUUUUAAUCUGUUAGACUUUUAAAUUUUAAUUUGCGCUCCAGGAGUGAAUCUCUAUAAUGAAAACCUUAAAAUUAUAUUUACUCAGGGAAGUUAUGAGCUUUAUUAUUUAUUGAAUAUGUGUACUUUGUUCCAAAAAUAAAGGGAGUAAACAAUGUUAA